Molecule: messenger RNA, 973 nt
Organism: Aphanomyces astaci
Lineage: Eukaryota; Oomycota; Saprolegniomycetes; Saprolegniales; Verrucalvaceae
Exons: 2
Coding region: 32-832 (266 amino acids)
Source: RefSeq, a predicted model, not a curated record
GUUGAAAGGUCCACAAUAGAAUCAAAAGUCCAUGAUGCUGCCACCCAUGAUGCUCAUGCUCAUGCUUCUCCCGUUGAUGACGCUAGCGGCGGUGCAAGUACCGUUACCAUCCUCGCCACCUGGAUUCACCAUCGGCAAAGGGUGUCUUAAUUCCUCCGUCCAGCUGGACGUGUUCAUGGACUUGUUAUGUCCGUUCAGCAAAGAUGCGUUCCGAGGGCUGAAGCGACUCGUGCACCACCUGUCGCCAUCGGACUUUCGCCUUCGCGUGCACCAAUUUCCCCUUCCGUACCACCAGCAAGCGUAUUCCGUGGCACAAGCUAGCGAAACCAUUGUGUUUGCACUGGGGCGGGACUCGUUCGAGACUUGGAUGGACGCAGUCUUCGUGAACCAAGACAGCUUUGGCAACAAAGCGACGGAACUCGCUGGUCAAGCCGCAGUCACGGACCAGCUCGCCCAACUAGCCUACGACACGUUUCCGAACUUGACCAUAGCACAGUGGACGGACGGCAUGUCUGGCUACGGUGGCACCGAACGCGACGCGGACACUCGCGUGGCGUGGAAGUACGCAUGCUCCAGAGGCAUCACAGGAACACCGACGUUUCUCCUGAACGAUGUUGUCGUCGACGAUCCCGACCUGGAUUGGACACUCACGGACUGGCUCGCCUACCUCCAACCAUACCUGCAAGUGGGAAACCGAGCCAAGUCCUCGGAACUGCUUUCGUCGACGGGCUGGUUCGACUGGGGAGUCAUCGUUAUCUCUGUCGUGGGUACCAUGGUCGUGGGCAUUGGCAUGAUUUUUUACAAGCGUCGUAGCCUCUACAAUCGCAUUUAAGAGCCAUUCUUGAGCCAACUUGCACUCUAUUUCGUUGUAACGUUGUAUCGAACUGUAUGGAGAUGCUUUGAGCCUACUGUAGGAAUCCAAAAGUUGCAAUAAAUAAAUACUAUCGCUACAAUAUUACAAUCGGUAGACGUG